This is a messenger RNA of Fusarium venenatum, 831 nucleotides long. RefSeq lists its product as uncharacterized. Lineage: Eukaryota; Fungi; Ascomycota; Sordariomycetes; Hypocreales; Nectriaceae. The record is from RefSeq and is a predicted model, not a curated record.
AUGUUUACCGUCAAAGAAUCACCCUUGGCCUUUAUGGAGGAGCUCGGCAGCCCGUUCGUGUUGUGUUACUGCCCAAAAGAGUCAGCAUCAGCUACCAAUUCUGACGAUCCUUCUCUUAUCAUCAUUCUAUCAUGGUCAAAUGCUCGCGAAAUUCACAUAGCAAAGUACAUUUCCGAAUACCGCGCUAUCUAUCCAGCAUCUGCUAUAUUGCUCUUCCGAUCUUCUCCCAUGCUCUUCUUGGAACUCAAACGCCGUCGCCCUCUGUUCAAAGCUGCCCUACCAAUUCUUACAUCUCUUUCCAGUUCAGAGGGUACCAAGCCUCAAUUUCUACUCCACAUCUUCUCUAAUGGCGGAGUCGGUUCUGCCGUUACCUUGUGGGAGUUGUGGGAGUCUGCACUCGGAGACAAGCCAGUUCCUCAACAUGCAGUUGUAAUGGAUUCGUGCCCGGGAUACUUCCACUGGAAACGCGAUCACCAUGUGAUUUCCUUGAACUUUCCGCGGUUUAUGUCACCUCUUAUCUGUGCGAUUAUGGCCGUUGGUUGGGUGUACUGUAUGUUGAUCCUUGGGGGGAUACCGCACAGGCCUAAUGCCAAGGCACUCAACACCUCGCAGAGGAUAAGUCGAGAGACGAUGAGAGCAUAUCUAUACGGUGAUGCAGAUCUACCAGUCAGUUUCGAGGACAUUGAGUCUCAUGCACUAGAGGUAAAAGCCAAUGGUGCAAAUGUGCGAACAGAAUUGUUCAAAGGAGGCACCCAUGUUGCUCACGUUAGAGUUGAUGCAGACAGAUACUGGAAGAUUGUUCGAGAGACCUGGGAAGGGAAGGUUGUGUAA